AUGUGGGGCCGGGAGGGUCCCAUCCCUGCGGCAUGGGGCCAUGAGGGCAGCACCUGCCCUGAGGACAAAGCUGGCCUGGAGGACGUCAUUGAUGGGGAAGGUGAAGCAGAUGGUGCACCCAGACUUGCCCCAUGCAGGCUGGUUUUGGAUGGCUCUGAGAAAGCAGCCAGUGCUCAGGAGAGCAAAAAGAAUGAGAUUUACUGUGACUGCUGCUUGGCCAAGGAGGUGGCGGUGGUGACGUCCUGCCUCGCCUGCCCAGAGCAUCGCCAGGCUGCCCUGGGGAGCAGCGAGCUGUGGAGCCACUGGACGUGCAGCCCCUCCAAGGACUCUGAGCUGCCGACCCGCGGACUGCUGCUGGUGGCAGUGGGGACAGCCCAGCAGGAGGUAGCGGCCUUUCUGGAAGAGAAGGGGAGCGUGGCUGUGAACCACAUCAACAGGAUAAAGAUCCACUUAGAGCACAAGCGAGCCUUCAUUGAGAACAAGCUCAAACUGGAGAAGAUGCCUGCUCACAGCACCAAGUGCCUCUUCUUAAAAGUAGGGAGUGCUGUGAAUUCAGAGAAGAGCUCUGGGGUGGAUGCUCUUCCCAGCGUUUACAUCGGGCUGAAGGACAAACUGUCUCGAAUCAGAUGCCAAGUGAUGUCUGACAAGCAUUUGUACUUUAGCCACUACUGUUUUGAGGUUGAGAUAUCUGGGGCUGAUGUUUACCCUGGCAUGACGUACAGAAGCAUUGACCAGACAGGUUCAGAAAGCAACAGCUGCACCUCAGGAAACAACUUCUCCUGGAGCAUCGUGUGGAAUGGGAAAGGGUUUUCUGCAUGGCACAGUGAUGUGGAGAUGCCCCUCAAUAUGGAUGUGUUUGGUAGGGUAGGGGUCUACCCAAACUACCCCAGCAGGACCUUGUCCUUUUACGGGGUCACCUAUGAUAAUGUGACCUUGAUGCACCAGUUUGAGUAUGCUUUUGUUGAGUCCCUCUACCCCGACUUUUGGCUUUUAAAGAAAGAAAAUGUCAGGACAAUAUGGCUGGGGGAAGAUGCUGAGAAGACUCCAGCCUCCUUGUGUUUCUUUGGGGAGCUGCUCCCUUGA
Molecule: messenger RNA, 1083 nt
Organism: Pygoscelis adeliae (Adelie penguin)
Lineage: Eukaryota; Metazoa; Chordata; Aves; Sphenisciformes; Spheniscidae
Gene: TRIM16
Product: tripartite motif containing 16
Molecular function (GO): protein binding
Source: RefSeq, a predicted model, not a curated record